Messenger RNA from Loa loa (African eye worm), 966 nucleotides. RefSeq lists its product as hypothetical. NCBI's taxonomy places the organism in Eukaryota, Metazoa, Nematoda, Chromadorea, Rhabditida, Onchocercidae. The record is from RefSeq and is a predicted model, not a curated record. The transcript is spliced from 7 exons. Bases 1 to 966 code for a protein of 321 amino acids.
AUGGAAAGUAAUAUGGAUAUAUUUGAAAGGAUUACGCUAGUUUUACACAUCAGUUAUGAUUAUUUGAGUGAUAAUAUCUUGGAACAGCUUGAAUCAUGGGAUGGUCCGGUGACGUUUGUGGUAACAAUACCAUCUGCAGAGGUUUACAAGAAGAUACGAAAAAUUAGAGAAACGCUAUCACGCUUUCCCUCUCAAGUGUUACACAGAUUAAGUGCUCACAUGUUAUUCCAGUCUAAGUAUGGAUGCAAAAAGAAUGUAAUUGAUAAGUUAAAUGAAACUAAUAGGGACUGGAGAUAUCCCGUUAAUGUGGCACGGAAUGUAGCAAGGAUGUUCGUAAGAUCUAAAUAUGUGUUAAUCAGCGAUUCAGAAUUUGUUUUUUCCGAAGGAUUUGAAACCAAAAUGUGUGCAUUAGCACGAAAUCAACUGACGCGCAAUCCAAAAACAGCACUUGUUGUACGAAUAUUUGAAGUGAGCGACACCAUUAAAGAGAUGCCACGUAACAAAGCAGAAUUGCGAGAGUUAUUUUUCAAAGGACUAGCAGUAGAAUUUCAUGCUCGAUAUAAGAUGACAGAGCAUACCAUUCCACAUCUGGAUCAAUGGUUUAACAAACGAGAGAACAAACAGGAUGUCAAUAUAAACUCCGUUCUAAAAUUUUCAAGACGUGGUUGGGAGCCACAAUUUGUUUCCUUAAAUACGAUACCACUUCAUGAUGAAAAUUUCCCAUUUUCAUUACGUGAUAAUACAGUUCUUCGGUGGGAAAUGUGCCGUCAAAAUUAUACGUUUGCAUUGGUGAAUGAUUUAUUUAUGGCACAUCGUGGCAUCAAAACCGUAUACCAUCUACCACUUACUAGGAAACGUCAAAAACAUUCUCGAGCGCAAUUUAACAUUGCAAUAAAACUUUUCAAACAACGUAUGGAUCACCAGUAUCCAGAAACUAAGAAGUUCUGUCCAGAAUUUGGUGCUUAA